Molecule: messenger RNA, 769 nt
Organism: Ochotona princeps (American pika)
Lineage: Eukaryota; Metazoa; Chordata; Mammalia; Lagomorpha; Ochotonidae
Gene: NMRK2
Product: nicotinamide riboside kinase 2
Exons: 7
Coding region: 23-706 (227 amino acids)
Cellular component (GO): cytoplasm
Source: RefSeq, a predicted model, not a curated record
AUAAAGGCGCCAGGUUUUCUCAAUGAAGCCGGGACGCGCCAGGAGCGCACUGCGGGGGUGGCACCCAGCUGGGGCUGCGUGCUCGUCGCCCGUGUCCCCGCUGCCCCUCCGCGAGGACAUGCAGCUCAUCGUGGGCAUCGGAGGCGUGACCAACGGCGGCAAGACCACGCUGACCCAAGGCCUCUACAAGGCUCUGCCCAACUGCUGUGUCAUCCACCAAGAUGACUUCUUCAAGCCCCAAGACCAAAUAGCAGUUGGGAAGGAUGGCUUCAAACAGUGGGACGUGCUGGAAUCGCUGGACAUGGAGGCCAUGCUGUCCACUGUGCAGGCCUGGCUACGCUGCCCCCAGAAGUUUGCACGUGCCCACGGGGUCAGCGUCCACCCCAAUGCCGCAGACACCCACAUCCUGCUCCUUGAAGGGUUCCUGUUAUACAGCUACAAGCCCCUGGUGGACUUGUUCAGCCGCCGGUACUUCCUGACAGUGCCCUAUGAGGAGUGCAAGCGGAGGAGAAGCACCCGCAACUACGCGGUGCCCGACCCCCCUGGCCUCUUCGACGGCCAUGUGUGGCCCAUGUACCAGAAGUAUAAGCACGAGAUGGAAGCUGAUGGUGUGGAAGUGGUGUAUUUGGAUGGCAUGCAGUCCCGCGAGGCGCUCUGCUGCCAGGUCCUGGAGGACAUCUGGAACUCACUCCUGAACCGCACCUAGGCAGACCGGCCCCAGCCCUGCCCACCCUGCCCGGUUGCAGGGACCGCCCUGGACAGGACCCUG